CGGGGCCAGGCAGGGCGCACACCCGGGGCUGCGGGGCAGCAGAGAGCGCCGACAGCGGAGCCGAGCGGAGCCCCCGAGCCGAGCAGAGCCCGAGCCUGAGCAGCCGCAGCCGCACCAGCAUCGCGCGUCCGCCGCAGCAUCGCCCUGCCUCGCCCGGCCGCCGACAUGCCCGUGACCGAGAAGGACCUGGCCGAGGACGCGCCGUGGAAGAAGAUCCAGCAGAACACGUUCACGCGCUGGUGCAACGAGCACCUCAAGUGCGUGAACAAGCGCAUCGGCAACCUGCAGACGGACCUGAGCGACGGGUUGCGGCUCAUCGCGCUGCUCGAGGUGCUCAGCCAGAAGCGCAUGUACCGCAAGUACCACCAGCGGCCUACCUUCCGCCAGAUGCAGCUGGAGAACGUGUCCGUGGCGCUCGAGUUCCUGGAGCUGGAGAGCAUCAAGCUCGUGUCCAUCGAUAGCAAAGCUAUCGUUGAUGGAAACUUGAAGCUCAUUCUGGGCCUGGUAUGGACCCUCAUUCUUCACUACUCAAUUUCUAUGCCUGUAUGGGAAGAUGAAGGAGAUGAUGAUGCCAAGAAACAAACUCCAAAGCAGAGGCUGCUGGGCUGGAUUCAGAACAAAAUCCCUUAUUUGCCCAUCACCAACUUUAACCAGAACUGGCAGGAUGGCAAAGCACUGGGAGCCCUCGUGGACAGCUGCGCCCCAGGUCUUUGCCCUGAUUGGGAAUCUUGGGAUCCUGCAAAGCCCGUGGACAAUGCCCGGGAAGCCAUGCAGCAGGCUGAUGACUGGUUGGGAGUCCCACAGGUUAUCACUCCUGAAGAAAUCAUCCAUCCCAAUGUGGACGAACAUUCCGUCAUGACUUACCUGUCCCAGUUCCCCAAAGCCAAACUCAAGCCGGGAGCCCCUCUCAAACCCAAACUCAAUCCGAAGAAGGCCCGGGCUUAUGGCCGAGGAAUUGAGCCCACUGGAAACAUGGUGAAGCAGCCGGCCAAAUUUACAGUGGACACUAUUAGUGCUGGACAAGGAGAUGUGAUGGUUUUUGUGGAAGAUCCCGAAGGAAACAAAGAGGAGGCACAAGUGACUCCGGACAGUGAUAAGAACAAGACUUAUUCUGUUGAAUAUCUUCCUAAGGUCACUGGACUUCACAAAGUCACAGUUCUCUUCGCUGGUCAACACAUCUCUAAGAGUCCAUUUGAGGUCAAUGUUGACAAGGCCCAGGGUGAUGCUAGCAAAGUGACAGCGAAAGGACCAGGCGUGGAAGCCACCGGCAAUAUUGCUAAUAAGGCAACUUACUUUGACAUCUUCACGGCAGGAGCUGGUGUGGGAGACAUUGAAGUUGAAGUGGAAGACCCUCAAGGGAAGAAAACAGUAGAAAUGGUCAUGGAAGACAAAGGGAACCAGGUCUACCGCUGUGCCUACAAACCCGUUCAGCCUGGUCCCCAUGUGGUCAAGGUCUCAUUUGCUGGAGAAUUUAUUCCCAAAAGCCCCUUUACCGUGAAUGUUGGUGAAGCCUGCAAUCCAAAUGCCUGUCGGGCCAGUGGUCGAGGCCUGCAGCCCAAAGGAGUGAGGAUCCGAGAGACGGCAGACUUUAAAGUGGACACCAAAUUGGCGGGAAGUGGGGAGCUCAGUGUGAUGGUGCGGGGGCCCAAGGGGCUGGAGGAGCUAGUGAAACAAAAGGGCUUCGUGAAUGGCGUUUAUGCUUUUGAGUACUAUCCAGGAACUCCUGGGAAAUAUGUCGUGGUGAUCACAUGGGGCGGACACAGCAUUCCAAAGAGUCCCUUUGAAGUCCAAGUGGGUCCCGAGGCAGGUGUCCAGAAAGUCAGAGCAUGGGGGCCUGGUCUUCAUGGAGGCAUUGCUGGGAGGUCAGCAGACUUUGUGGUGGAGUCCAUUGGCUCUGAAGUGGGAUCACUGGGAUUCGCUAUCGAAGGCCCAUCCCAGGCAAAGAUCGAAUAUGAUGACCAGAACGACGGGUCCUGCGAUGUGAAAUAUUGGCCCAAGGAGCCUGGGGAAUACGCCGUCCAUAUCAUGUGUGAUGACGAGGACAUCAAAGACAGUCCUUACAUGGCCUACAUACAGCCAGCCUCUGGAGACUUCAACCCAGACUUGGUUCAAGCCUAUGGUCCAGGAUUAGAGAAGACUGGUUGUAUUGUCAACAACUUGGCAGAAUUUACUGUUGAUCCUAAGGAUGCUGGGAAGGCACCCUUGAAGAUCUAUGCUCAGGAUGGAGAAGGCAAUCCCAUUGAGAUACAGAUGAAGAGCAAGAUGGAUGGGACCUACGCUUGUUGCUACACACCGCUGAAGCCAAUCAAACAUACAAUUUCCGUCGUGUGGGGAGGGGUGAAUGUCCCCAAAAGUCCAUAUAGGGUUGGUGUUGGUCAAGGGAGCCACCCUCAGAAGGUCAAAGUGUUUGGUCCGGGUGUGGAGAGAAGUGGUCUAAAAGCCAAUGAGCCCACUCACUUCACCGUAGACUGCACAGAGGCAGGGGAAGGUGAUGUCAGUGUUGGCAUUAAAUGUGAUGCUGGAGUUCUGAGUGUCGAUGAGGAAGAUGUGGACUUUGACAUCAUUCACAAUGCCAAUGAUACAUUUACAGUGAAAUAUGCACCCCCUGCUCCCGGCAGAUACACCAUCAAAGUUCUCUUUGCCUCCAAGGAAAUCCCUGCCAGUCCUUUCCGUGUCAGAGUUGAUCCUUCGCAUGAUGCCAGCAAAGUCAGAGCAGAGGGCCCCGGGCUCAGUAAGGCAGGGGUGGAAAAUGGAAAACCAACUCACUUCACCGUCUUCACCAAGGGGGCGGGGAAAGCGCCGCUAGAUGUUCAGUUCAUUGGCUCCCAGGCUGGGGCUGCUGUCCGGGAUCUGGAUAUCAUCGACAACUAUGACUAUUCCCACACCGUGAAAUACACACCGGUCCAACAGGGCAGCACACAAGUCCUGGUGACCUAUGGUGGAGACCCGAUUCCCAAAAGCCCUUUUGUGGUAGAGGUUGCUGCCCCUUUGGAUUUGAGCAAGAUAAAGCUGAAUGGGCUGGAGAACCGAGUGGAAGUUGGAAAGGACCAGGAGUUCAUGGUGGACACCAGAGGAGCCGGUGGGCAGGGCCAGUUGGAUGUGACCAUUUUAAGCCCUGCUCGACAGGUGGUGCCAUGCCUGGUGGCCCCGGUCCCAGGCAAGGGUUACAGCACAGCCAGAUACAUCCCCAAGGAGGAAGGCUUGUACGCUGUGGAUGUGAGCUAUGAUGGGAACCCCAUUCCGGGCAGUCCCUUCACUGUGGAAGCCUCCCUGCCCCCGGAUCCUUCGAAGGUGAAAGCUCAUGGCCCUGGACUUGAAGGUGGUUUUGUGGGCAAGCCUGCUGAGUUCAUGAUAGACACCAAAGGAGCUGGCACGGGGGGCUUGGGCCUGACGGUAGAAGGUCCAUGUGAAGCCAAAAUCGAGUGCUCGGACAAUGGGGACGGGACCUGUUCGGUCUCUUACCUUCCAACAAAACCUGGCGAGUACUUUGUCAACAUCCUCUUCGAAGAGGUCCACAUUCCCGGGUCUCCAUUUAAAGCAGACAUCGAAAUGCCCUUUGAUCCCUCCAAAGUUGUGGCCAGUGGCCCCGGGCUUGAACGUGGGAAAGUGGGAGAGGCUGGUGUCCUGAGUGUAGACUGUUCAGAGGCCGGGUAUGGGGUCUUGGGCAUGGAAGCCGUAUCUGAUGCUGGGGUCAAAGCGGAUGUCCACAUUCAGAAUAAUAAAGAUGGCACCUAUGCCGUGACCUAUGUGCCUCUCGCCGCGGGCAUGUAUACGCUGACCUUGAAUUAUGGAGGGGAGCAAGUGCCAACGUUCCCUGCCCGGGUCAAGGUGGAGCCGGCCGUAGAUACGAGCAAAGUCAGAGUCUACGGACCUGGAAUUGAAGGAAAAGAUGUGUUUCGGGAAGCCACGACCAACUUCAGAGUGGAUUCCCGCCUGCUGACGAAGGUUGGAGGGGAUCAUAUUAAAGCCACCAUUGCCAAUCCCUCUGGCGCCUUCACGGACUACCUCCUCAAAGACAAUGCCGAUGGGACUUAUGACAUUGAGUUCACCCCGUUUGAAAAAGGCCUCCACACAGUGGAAGUAACAUACGAUGAUGUGCCUGUGCCCAACAGCCCCUUCCGUGUGGCUGUCACUGAAGGCUGCCAUCCAUCUCGAGUGCAAGCCCAAGGCCCGGGGCUGAAGGAAGGAUUUACCAACAAGCCCAAUCCCUUCACUGUGAUUACCAGAGGAGCAGGAAUUGGGGGCCUUGGAAUAACGGUCGAGGGACCAUCCGAGUCGAAGAUAAGUUGCAAAGACAACAAAGAUGGCAGCUGUAGCGCAGAGUACGUCCCUUUUGUGCCGGGAGAUUAUGAUGUCAAUAUCACCUACGGAAAUGAGCAUGUGCCUGGCAGUCCGUUCAGGAUCCCCGUGAAAGAUACCGUCGACCCCAGCAAAGUCAAGCUCAUGGGCCCUGGCCUGGGGACUGGAGUCAGGGCCAAAGUGCCACAGUCCUUCACUGUGGACACUAGUCAGGCUGGCCUGGCUCCGCUGGAAGUGCUGGUGCUGGGACCCAGAGUGGACGAGAUGGACUCGCAGGCCCGGCGCAGCCCACUGAAAGCCACUUCAGAUUUCUUUAGAGGUGACCAGCAGGGUGAUUUUAAUGAGACAGGCCUGGUGGAGCCGGUGACUGUGAUGGACAACGGAGACGGCACGCACACCGUGACCUACACCCCGUCGCAGGAAGGACCUUACAUGCUGUCUGUCAAAUACGCUGACGAGGAUGUCCCUCACAGUCCUUUCAAGGUCAAGGUCCUCCCCACAUAUGAUGCCAGCAGAGUGACUGCGAGUGGCCCUGGCCUCAGUUCCUAUGGGGUUCCAGCCAGUUUGCCUGUGGAGUUUGCCGUUGAUGCCAAGAAAGCAGGCGUUGGACCCCUUGCUGUCCAGAUAACAGACCAAGAAGGAAAGCCCAAAAGAGUCAAUGUUCAUGACAACAAAGAUGGUACCUAUGCAGUGACCUACCUCCCUGACAAGACAGGCCGAUAUCUGAUUGGGGUCACUUAUGGCGGAGAUAACAUCCCAUCUUCUCCUUACCGAAUCAGGGCCACCCAGACUGGAGAUGCCAGCAAAUGCUUGGCCACAGGCCCUGGGAUUGCACCCACUGUCAAAACUGGGGAGGAAGUUGGCUUUGUGGUUGAUGCCAAGACUGCAGGGAAAGGGAAGGUGACCUGUACUGUCCUGACCCCUGAUGGCGCUGAAGUGGAAGCAGAGGUCAUCGAGAAUGAGGAUGGCACCUAUGACAUCUUCUACACGGCGGCAAAGCCUGGCACUUACGUCAUCUAUGUGCGCUUUGGGGGAGUGGAUAUUCCCAACAGCCCCUUUACCGUCAUGGCUACAGAUGAUGACGUUGCCGUAAUGAAGGAGGCGCCGGUAAAUGCACGUCCCCCUGGCUACAGCCCUUGGGUGACCGAAGAAGCCUAUGUCCCAGUCAGUGAUAUGAAUGGUCUGGGAUUUAAACCCUUUGACCUGGUCAUUCCCUUUGCCGUAAGGAAAGGAGAAGUAACUGGAGAAGUUCACAUGCCCUCUGGAAAGACGGCCACCCCUGAGAUUGUCGACAACAAAGAUGGCACUGUCACUGUUCGCUAUGCGCCCACUGAGGUUGGCCUGCACGAGAUGCACAUAAAGUACAUGGGGAACCACAUCCCUGAGAGCCCCUUGCAGUUCUACGUGAACUACCCAAACAGCGGCAGCGUGUCAGCGUACGGGCCGGGCCUGGUGUACGGAGUCGCCAACAAGACAGCCACCUUCACCAUCGUCACCGAGGACGCCGGAGAGGGUGGGCUGGACUUGGCCAUCGAGGGGCCUUCCAAGGCUGAGAUCAGCUGUAUUGACAACAAGGAUGGCACCUGCACCGUGACCUACCUGCCCACACUCCCCGGUGACUACAGCAUCCUGGUGAAAUACAAUGACAAGCACAUUCCUGGCAGCCCCUUCACAGCCAAGAUCACAGACAACAACAGGAGGUGUUCCCAAGUGAAGCUGGGCUCAGCUGCUGACUUCCUGCUGGACAUCAGUGAAACUGACCUGAGCGCACUGACCGCCAGCAUCAAAGCCCCGUCGGGCCGAGAUGAGCCCUGCCUCCUGAAGCGGCUCCCAAACAACCACAUUGGCAUUUCUUUCAUCCCCCGGGAAGUCGGGGAACACCUGGUCAGCAUUAAGAAAAAUGGUAGCCAUGUGGCCAACAGCCCAGUCUCUAUCAUGGUGGUUCAGUCUGAGAUUGGAGAUGCCCGGAGGGCUAAAGUCUCAGGCAGGGGCCUGACUGAAGGACGCACUUUUGAAAUGUCAGACUUCAUCGUUGACACAAGGGAUGCAGGUUAUGGUGGCAUCUCCCUGGCAGUGGAGGGACCAAGCAAGGUUGACAUCCAGACAGAAGACCUCGAAGAUGGAACCUGUAAGGUCUCCUACUUCCCUACGGUACCAGGGGUUUACAUUGUGUCCACCAAGUUUGCGGACGAACACGUCCCAGGGAGUCCCUUCACUGUGAAGAUCAGCGGAGAAGGCAGGGUCAAGGAAAGUAUCACGCGCGCAAGCCGGGCACCGUCGGUGGCGACCGUCGGUAGCAUCUGUGAUCUCAACCUGAAAAUCCCAGAAAUAGAUAGUGCAGACAUGUCGGCCCAUGUCACCAGUCCUUCUGGACGCAUGACCGAGGCGGAGAUUGUACCCAUGGGGAAGAGCUCCCACUGUGUCCGAUUUGUGCCCCAAGAGAUGGGGGUACACACGGUGAGCGUCAAAUACCGAGGGCAGCACGUGACGGGAAGCCCAUUCCAGUUCACAGUUGGGCCUCUCGGCGAAGGGGGUGCCCAGAAAGUCCGAGCCGGGGGCCCAGGCCUUGAGAGAGGAGAAGCUGGAGUACCAGCUGAAUUUAGCAUUUGGACCCGAGAAGCGGGGGCCGGGGGCCUCUCGAUUGCUGUGGAAGGACCAAGUAAAGCCGAACUCACCUUUGACGACCAUAAAAAUGGGUCAUGUGGUGUGUCUUACAUCGCUCAAGAGCCUGGUAACUACGAGGUAUCCAUCAAAUUCAACGAUGAGCACAUUCCAGAAAGCCCCUACUUGGUUCCCGUCAUCGCCCCUUCCGACGAUGCCCGCAGACUCACUGUUAUGAGCCUUCAGGAAUCUGGAUUAAAAGUUAACCAACCAGCAUCCUUCGCUAUAAGGUUGAAUGGGGCCAAAGGCAAGAUUGAUGCAAAAGUCCACAGCCCCUCUGGUGCAGUUGAAGAAUGCCACGUUUCUGAACUGGAGCCAGACAAGUAUGCAGUUCGUUUCAUUCCCCAUGAGAAUGGCAUUCACAUGAUCGAUGUCAAGUUCAAUGGCAGCCAUGUUGUUGGAAGCCCUUUUAAAGUGCGUGUUGGGGAUCCGGGACAAGCAGGAAACCCAGCUCUUGUCUCUGCAUAUGGAGCUGGCCUGGAAGGGGGCACCACAGGUGUCCAAUCAGAGUUUUUCAUCAAUACCACCAGAGCUGGCCCGGGAACACUGUCUGUUACAAUUGAAGGGCCAUCCAAGGUCAAAAUGGACUGCCAGGAGACUCCGGAAGGUUACAAAGUCAUGUAUACACCGAUGGCUCCAGGAAAUUAUCUGAUUGGUGUGAAAUAUGGUGGACCUAACCACAUUGUAGGCAGCCCUUUCAAGGCCAAAGUGACAGGCCAACGCCUCGUCAGCCUGGGCUCUGCCAAUGAGACAUCUUCCAUCCUGGUUGAAUCAGUGACCAGAUCCUCCACAGAAACCUGCUACAGUGCUGUUCCCAAAGCUUCUUCAGAUGCCAGCAAGGUGACCUCCAAGGGAGCAGGGCUCAUGAAAGCUUUCGUGGGCCAGAAGAGCAGCUUCCUGGUGGACUGCAGCAAAGCAGGUUCCAAUAUGUUACUGAUUGGUGUCCAUGGCCCCACCACACCUUGUGAAGAAGUGUCCAUGAAACACGUAGGAAACCAGCAAUAUAACGUGACUUAUGUUGUCAAGGAGAAGGGGGAUUAUGUUUUGGCUGUCAAGUGGGGUGAGGAGCACAUUCCUGGAAGUCCCUUCCAUAUCACAGUACCUUGAAGCAGGCCCUAACGAAAUACUUUAUUUGUAACGUUGAUUUUUAUACUGAGUUUAUGGGCCUUUCGUGGAAAUGAAAUGUAGUCUCUAAAUAUGCAGCUCAUACUUAAGUACAUCCAGAAGUAAAUGCUAAACUUUUUAUUCCUUUAGGAAACUUUUCAAAAUCUCAAAGCUUAGAAAUUUCAAAUGUCAUUAAUGUACAUCUCCGUACACUCAAUUGCAAUAAUACCUCUCAGUCUUGUCCUUCACAAACAACAUUUGAAGAGCAUGUGUGUAAUGGGCCUGCAUGCUGAUUUCACUGCAGACAUUCAAGGUCAUGGACAUGAACCAAAACUGGAACUUCUCUUUUAAAAAAAUGAGAUUGGGGACCCUGAAAACUACUGGUUUUGUCUUGGAUUGUUUUAGACCAUGCUUACCAAGGGAAAGGUGUUUUUGUUUUUGGUUUUUUUUUUUCCCUAAU
Molecule: messenger RNA, 8524 nt
Organism: Phascolarctos cinereus (koala)
Lineage: Eukaryota; Metazoa; Chordata; Mammalia; Diprotodontia; Phascolarctidae
Gene: FLNB
Product: filamin B
Biological process (GO): actin cytoskeleton organization
Molecular function (GO): actin filament binding
Source: RefSeq, a predicted model, not a curated record